GGGCCUAUCGAACCCUCCGUACCGCUCGACCAAGUGCGCCAGGAAGGUUAUCCACUCCCGAAAGACUUCGAUUGGUGCACAGUAGACAUGACGGAUGAGACGCAGUGCAAGGAGGUGUACGAGCUUCUGUCCGCCAACUACGUGGAGGACGAUGAUGCGAGCUUCCGGUUUGCGUACACUGCGCCUUUCUUGAGAUGGGCACUUAUGCCUCCUGGCUAUGAGCCCUCAUGGCACGUCGGUGUCCGUGUAACUUCCAGCAGGAAGCUGGUUGGCUUCAUCUCCGGCGUGCCGAUAAAGCUGAAUAUCAGGGGCACGAUGGUCGAUUCUACAGAGAUCAACUUCCUUUGUGUGCACAAGAAGUUGAGGGGCAAACGUCUCGCCCCCGUCCUGAUCAAGGAAGUGACCCGGCGCGUACAUUUGGUCGACAUCUGGCAGGCGAUCUACACUGCGGGCGUGGUGAUUCCGACUCCCGUCUCUACCUGCCGGUACUACCACCGCACGCUCAACCUCCCCAAGCUGGUUGAUAUCGGGUUCACGGCCGUGCCGCGCUCUAUGACGCUCGCUCGUCUAGUCAGGCAGACAGCACUGCCUAAGAAGACAUCCAUCCCAGGGUUGAGGGAGAUGGAGCUUGCCGACAUUCCUCAGGUUGAGGCGCUCAUGAACAAGUACAUGAAACGGUUCGACAUGGUCCCCGUGUUCAGCAGGGAGGAAAUCGAGCAUAUGUUCCUGAGCGGAAAGGGGUCGGAGCCGAUGGUGAAUCCUGCCCGCCGGACGGAUCAGGUGGCGUGGGCUUACGUCGUCGAGACCGAUGGUAAGAUCACCGACUUCUUCUCAUUCUACACGCUUCCCUCGUCUGUGAUUGCGAAUACCAAAGGGCACAAGAUGCUUGAAGCUGCAUACCUCUUCUACUAUGCCACAUAUGUGCCCGAGCCGGAGAGCAAGCAACGCUUGUACGACCUCGUCGGCGACGCACUGAUUAUCGCUCGUGAUGCCGACUUUGACGUGUUUAACGCGCUGACGAUGAUGGACAACUGGGAUUUCUUAGAGGACCAUAAGUUUGGAAAGGGCGAUGGGCUCCUCAACUUCUACCUGUACAACUGGCGUACUCCACCUCUUGAGGGACACAUCCCUAUAGAAGGAGGAAAUGGUAUCGGCCGAGGUAUUGGUGUGGUCAUGUUGUAG
Dacryopinax primogenitus is the source of this 1182-nucleotide messenger RNA. RefSeq names its product N-myristoyl transferase. The annotation marks the transcript as partial. Gene Ontology annotation, cellular component: cytoplasm. Gene Ontology annotation, biological process: N-terminal peptidyl-glycine N-myristoylation. The record is from RefSeq and is a predicted model, not a curated record. Lineage: Eukaryota; Fungi; Basidiomycota; Dacrymycetes; Dacrymycetales; Dacrymycetaceae. The transcript has 5 exons. Gene Ontology annotation, molecular function: glycylpeptide N-tetradecanoyltransferase activity.